AUGUCUAACUCCGCUAGGCAAUGGUCAUUCCGCUCAAGAGCUAUGUUUAUGGUUAUAUGUGGUAGUAGUUGUGUCACUGCUACCACCACUACGAAGCUGAGCGAUGUCGCCUGCAAUAGUAUGCACGCACGAGCGAGCGGUUUGAAUUUGGUCUGCUGUAGUGUCCAGCAUCCUGUGAUAGAUAGCUGUGAAUACUCUUCACUGUGUAAUGCAGAACAUUGUGAAUGUCAUCUGAAUGUGGGCAGCGAACUCAGCUGCGAUCCGAUAGAGGCUGAGGAUUCUACGGAUUUCGAAUGGCGUGACCACUAUCAACAUCGUGAAUCGAUCAGCUGCUCCAGUUUGAAUCUACCGAAUAAAGGACAUCCAUAUAAAGUCACUAUCCAGCAUUGGAACGAAACGUUAACUCCUAGCCUAAUAAUGGGCCUUAUGGAUACAAAUGUCACUGAGUUAAGAAUUUACGACAUCGAUGAGACUAUGUCGCUAAUCGAUCUCGCCAAAUAUCUACCGUAUUUAAAAUCGCUUGAAAUCAACACAAGGCGACGACAUUUUAUCGAUGUAUUCAACACGUUUCGUCAUCUUAAAUUACUUGAAAAUCUUCGCAUUGUUAACGUUGACGUGGAAUUUUCACGGACGAUUCCUCCAUGGAUUCACAGUAUUAAACAAAUUCACAUAGAGAAUUCCACGCUUCGUGAGCUACCUAUUUGGUUGGCGAUGAGUAACAAACUUAACACGCUUACAGUUAAAACAAAAUUAUCCGGAAAUGCGAUGAAGGAUCUUGGAAAACAUGUCUUUCUUAGCAAAGAUAUUUAUGACAUCGAUUUGAGCCGAAAUAUGAAACUAGAACCUGGACACUUCGUCGGACUCACAUCGUUGAAGUCGCUGACACUCUCCUAUUCACCACUACGUUUCAUACAUCCAUUUGCAUUUCUUCCCCUGAAAUCACUUAAGUCGCUUGAUCUCGAGGCUACAAAUAUUACCACCAUCCCAUCGGCUAUUAUCCAGAAUUGUGGGCUCACUCUCUUGAACGUUGCUCAUAACAUGCUCCAUGGACAAUCCUCACUCCAGCCCGAAGUCGUCGCAAUGCUAUCCGGUCUAUCGCAGCUUAAAAUGGACGGGAAUCCCCUGAGCGAAUUCCCACCAUCCCUGUUCCUACUCUCAACGGAUAAUUUUCGUCUGAUACGACAAAUAUUUCAAACGAUGACUUCGCUGCCGCUGUGGACUGAAGAGCCAUGCACGCCGUAUUAUUGGGCAAUGCAUCUACGGAACAGAUCGUCUACGUUCCGCCAUCUUGUACUGGCAUGGAGUGAAGAACGAAUGGAACGUGAAGGUCUUUCUUAUUGUCGUGAACAAUACGAAUGGAUGAUUGAGGAUUUGGAAAUAUACCGUGAUUUUGAGAAGAGUAGCGGUUGCUCAGCAAAUCGACGGUUCCGUUCAGCAGCACUGGCCACAAAUUCGCUUGCGCCAUGUGGAACAAAUUCAUCGAACAUCACUUUACGUAGGAAACAGAUAAAAUCGUCAGUUGUCGCUGGAAAUCAACAAGGUCUUUCCAAUCUUUUGCUAGCCUCUCUUAUUGCUAAUGUGGAAAUAAGAAACAAUACUGAAUACUUUCGUUGUGAGCUGAAAAAUUCAUGA
Messenger RNA from Necator americanus (New World hookworm), 1632 nucleotides. RefSeq lists its product as uncharacterized. Gene Ontology annotation, molecular function: protein binding. The record is from RefSeq and is a predicted model, not a curated record. NCBI's taxonomy places the organism in Eukaryota, Metazoa, Nematoda, Chromadorea, Rhabditida, Ancylostomatidae. The transcript has 13 exons. Bases 1 to 1632 code for a protein of 543 amino acids.